AUGUCUUCCCACAAUCACAGAAUUAUACCAGAAUCCACAUCGACCCUGAUACCGAUGACUAAUGUAAUUCGGUCGACUUCUCCUUAUCAACGACGUCAAUCCGAAUCAAAUGCUACAUCAGGCACUGAUGAUGAUGAUGAUUGGGGUGAUAGCAUUCGGGAGCCAUUUUUGACAAGUACACCUGAAAGCUAUCAUCCAUGGAAAGGCUGGCUCCACAACGGAAACUGUGGCAAAUUUUUCUUCAAUACACCCUUGGGAUGGCAUUUAUACGUUGGCAUAUUAGUUCUCUGGUUAGGUGGUUGCCAGAUUGGACUUAUUCUCAUGAAUAGGAUAAUUCUAUGGACUGGAGUUUAUAAGUUUCCUUACCCGCUAACGACCACUCUUAUUGAAAUGAUUCUGACGCACUUCUGGCUAUUGCUUUCUGCAUAUAUAACGAGAUGGAUUAGUCCAUGGUUAUUGAACGCUGGGCUCUCAGGCGGAAUUGCACCCUCUGCACCACUCAAGACGCCAUCAUCAGGUUUUCGUGGUGGUCCAAAGUCUCUAGGAACGAGAUUACGAUAUCACGAAGGAGGCAUCGCGGGUGGUGGAUUCUUUGAGUUCGAUAUUGAGGUGGUCAAGGUUGUCCUUCCUUGCGCUCUCAUUUUUGUUGCGAAAGUCUGCCUUUCCAACCUCUCUUUUGCCUACGCUCAACUUCAAAUCUACUUUCUUGCUCGCAUCGCUACUGUUCCUUUUAUGCUCCUCUUCGCCCAUAUUUUGAUGCAAACAUCAUUCAGCGUGGCUACAAUUUCAUCCUCUCUGACCGCAACUUUGACGCUCCUCGUAGCCACUUCGCGUGGAAAUAUGCGCGUAACUUGGGAAUCUAUUGUUGCUGGGAUAUUUUCCUCAAUAUUUGUAGCACUCUACCCUAUAAUUUUACUGCGCACCUAUAAAAUCCUGGCCUCACAGUUACUUCCACAGGGUCCCCUAGGCAUAGUCAACGCAACAACUAACUCACCUUCCAACUUCUCGGGCACAAAGGAGGAAGCUCGUGCCUACUGGCGUCUUUUACAUUACAUUUCUACGAUUUCCAUCCUUACAUUCACACCGGUUGUAUUACUCUCCGGCGAAGUUAGCAAUAUAUGGCGAAAUUGUUACUUUCUUGAUGUAUUUUUUCACUGGCUAAUGGUCAUCUGCGGAGGACUAGGUUCUUGGGCAGUAUUUUGGGCAACAGUGGCCUUGACAAGGGCUACUAGUCCUUUAACUGUAGUGUUCCUAUCGAUACCCAGGGCAGCCUUUUUACUGCCUAUCAUAUCCGGCUGGAAAAUGCCGGUAUAUAGCUGGAUUGGUAUCGGUAUGUGCUGGGCUAGCUGUGCCUGGUUUUGGAUGGCGCGUAAGAGGGAAGGGAAGUCUCAAGAUAGACUGCAUUAA
Messenger RNA from Blumeria graminis f. sp. triticale, 1407 nucleotides. NCBI's taxonomy places the organism in Eukaryota, Fungi, Ascomycota, Leotiomycetes, Helotiales, Erysiphaceae. The record is from the annotation of a GenBank genome assembly.